ACCAUAACGUUUCUGAAGGACACGGUGUUUACAAAUUCCGCGUUCGGGUUCUGUUUGUUUGGCGGAUGGCGCGAGAAGAAAACCGCCUGUUUUCGUGAAAAAUCGGUAAAAUCGUGAAAUUACUGCGAGUGUGAAUUCAAUCUGCCUUCGAUAUUGGAAAAUCAUCCCCGUGCCAAAGCGAAAUGGAAACAACAAAAUCCAACAAGGCGGCAGUUGCCGCCGCCGCAACCGUCGCUGCCGACAACAGCGACGGAAAGCAUCUGCUGCGCGGGUUGAUCCUCCGAGCGGAGGAUGUCCUGGGAAAGCUGAUCUACAAGCUGGAGAAAACGCCGAUUACCCUGGCGGAGAUGGUGUCGAUGAUCAACUCGGUGCACGCGUUCGUGGAUGCGUGGGAGAAACCGCUGGAGGACAUCCGGAUGGACAUGUUGAACAUUCCGGGUGUGAGCGGGGCGGGAAGCCACCAGGUAGAGCAACUGCUGCAACAGGAUGAAAAGAAGCUUACGGAGAAGGUCGGCCAGUUCAAUCUGAAGAUGGAGAAGAUGGAGGAGACCAUUGUCGACAUUUACAACGGAUUGGAUGAAUCGGCCGAACCGACGUUCGAAUUCUUGGAGCAGUCGUUGGAGAAAUAUAAACCCAACCACAUCGGACAAUGUGUGAUCUCGUCCGUCGGCCCCGGCCAGCGCAGCUUCUGCAUGGUGGACCGUGAUCACCCGGACGGUACCAAACUUUUCGCGGCAAUGCAAAGUAUGAGCUGUGCUCGCAUCUUCCAACUGCCUCCGCCGGGUGAAAUUUUCGGAAUUUUCCUGGAGGAUUCGGUGUUCCGUGCCGUCCGUAACAAACCCACUGCUCACAGUCCUUCGCGGAAGAACUACAUCCGCUUGGUGGAUACCGGCGAGAUCCUCCCGUACGAUAGCGCCCUGCCCAUGUGUACCCUGUCGGAGUACUACCGCCGCAUUCCGGCUUUUGCCAUCCGUUGCGUACUGGUCAGCGUAAUUAGUGAUCCCUUCUGUCAGGAUUUCGACCGGUUUCUGAAGAAAAUGUUAGGCACCAGCCUGCAUUUCAAGGUUAUUUCCACCUCGUCUUCCGGGAGGAAAUCCCUUUUCGUCGAACUCAGUCAACAUCCGAUCGUGGUGCGCGAUAAACCGUCGUCAACGACUUCCUCACCGGAAUCAACCCCUCCCAACAAAGGGAAACCGAUUUUUGGUAGUCGAAACCGCUCUGGGCCGCUGUUCAGCCCAUCGCCACCAAAACCGCCUCGAGCGGACAUUUUCGCGGUAGAUUCCGCCGAACAGAACAACCCAUUCACUAGUAUUCGAUUCCCCUCAGUGUCGACGGGCGAAUCCAACUGCACCAGGGGACCUCACAACAAAAAUGGCCUGAAUGCAGGCACAGCUGGCGGCGCGAACACUAAGAGGAUUGUGCCUCCCAUCGGGUCACAUGUGAUGCUGGUGCCAAAGUUCAUCCGUGACGUUGGGCACAUGUGGUGCCACGUGGUCAAGGCGGACUACGUCAAUCCGGACUUUCGCGAGAUGGAGCUACGGAUGAACGAUCCAGAGUACGCGAUGCGGUACCGGAAACUCCAGGGUAGACCACAAAUGUCCCAACGUGUGUUCGCCAAGUACGUGGACAAACGAUGGUACCGGGCGGAAGUGAUCCGAUACUUCGACGAGCGUAACGUGCUGGUGUUCUACGUGGACUACGGAAACUCCGAGAUGGUUAGCCUGGAAGAGGUACACGAGUGGGAUAAGACGUUCGGCUAUCUUCCGUACCAGGCGGUGCUCUGUAAGUUGUCCAAUCUGAAACCGGCGAAACGGUUCCACGUGCAGGCUGUGGUCGAACUGAAUCGGACGUUGCUCAACAAGCGUGUGGAGGCGCAGAUUGUAGACAACUCGAACCCGUGGGAGGUAACCAUCUACGAUCAGGAUGGAUUCGAUGUUUCCUGUGGAUUGGUUAUUGCUGGCCUAGCCAAACGGAUCAAAGAGGACGACGAGCAGGAAGCGGGGCAGGAGGCCCCGGCGGGAUAAACGGGAGUUCUGGACAUUGAAUUGAUUGACGUUGUGGUAAACGUUACAUGGGAAUUGAAAUUCGUAAGUCGAAAUAAUUUUCUGAUAGAUAAUGGUGUCAUCCUACCAUAACGCGAUUUAACAUUUUUAAAACAUUUGUCUGUAUAACUGGUUGAACUGAAGAGAACACAACACGUAAUUUGACGUGUUUUUAAUUGUCCUGUUUAGCUUUUAGUUUGAAUUUAUGACAAAAGAUCGAAAUACAGAAGGUAGAAGUGUAAAAUUUGGAGAGACAAAAGGCCAAAAAAUAUUUACCCUUUACUUCCACUCCUCCGGUAGCUGUUCUAUUUUCUAGAUCCUCACGACUAUCAACCGGUGCGACAGAUGGCCAACUUUUUAGUAGAUAUUCCUGAAGGAAUCCAAGGAGGAAUACCUGAAGAAAUCCCAGGAGGAAUUCCUCAAGGAA
Messenger RNA from Aedes albopictus (Asian tiger mosquito), 2469 nucleotides. RefSeq lists its product as uncharacterized. The record is from RefSeq and is a predicted model, not a curated record. The transcript is spliced from 4 exons. The coding region runs from base 183 to 2024 and encodes 613 amino acids. Gene Ontology annotation, molecular function: metal ion binding. Gene Ontology annotation, cellular component: P granule. Gene Ontology annotation, biological process: piRNA processing; spermatogenesis; P granule organization. Lineage: Eukaryota; Metazoa; Arthropoda; Insecta; Diptera; Culicidae.